Plutella xylostella (diamondback moth) is the source of this 1125-nucleotide messenger RNA. NCBI's taxonomy places the organism in Eukaryota, Metazoa, Arthropoda, Insecta, Lepidoptera, Plutellidae. The record is from RefSeq and is a predicted model, not a curated record.
AUGCUACUAACAAAGAAGAUGAAGUACGAUCUACCCCAACUAUCCAUGGCUGGCACAAAAAUUAAUCUCGUAGAGGAAAUAAAACUGCUGGGCCUCAUCAUAGACCGCAGGUUAACUUUUAAAGCUCAUAUUACCGCUCAGUGUAAAAAGGCAGCGGAUAUUUACAAACAGCUAGCGCGAGCGGCGAAAGUAACCUGGGGACUUAACGGUGAAAUUGUGAGGACAAUAUACAUCGCAGUAGUGGAGCCCAUCAUGACAUACGCCGCAAGCGUCUGGUCGGAAGCCGUUGAACUGGAAAUGAACAAAAAACAACUGUUCUCGCUGCAAAGAGGUUUCGCGCAGAAAAUAUGCAAAGCCUACCGAACAGUGUCGCUCACAUCUGCACUGGCACUAUCGGGAUUGCUGCCUCUCGAUCUCAGAAUACAGGAGGCAGCAAAUCUGUACAAAUCCAAAAAACUUUUGUCAACCGACUACCUCCCGCCAGGCAAAGAGCUCGAACGGAAAGUAGGGUACCUGGACUUACCACAUCCGUCCACACUUACCUCUACCAACUACGAGUUCUUUGAAAACACCAACCCGUUGCAUACCGGUUCCCAAAUCUUCACGGAUGGAAGCAAGAUAGAGGGAAAAGUCGGCGCCGCCCUAAGUUGGUGGGAGGAUGGAAAAGAAAAACUGUCCGAGACUUUUGGUCUCCACCCGUCGUGCACGGUCUUCCAAUCGGAACUUUAUGCCCUUCACAGGGCAACAAGACUGGUGAGCUCUAGUACGGAUAACAAAGUGAACAUCUUGAGCGACUCGAGAUCAUCACUCGAUCUGCUCCGAAAUCCGAAACUGAGCCACCCCCUGGCAAGAAGCAUAAAGGAAAACAUUGCGAGGGUCGUGUGCGAGGGCAGGGAGAUAAAAAUGUUCUGGCUGAGGGCACACAUUGGAACUGCCGGGAACGAAAGAGCCGAUGAGCUCGCCAAAACGGCAGCUCUACAAAGCACCUUCCACGACUAUGACAAAGUCCCCCUGUCCUAUGUCAGGAAAAAGAUCAGAGAGGAAUCGCACCACCACAAGCAACUCCUAAAGAAACAGCAACACAUCAGCUGUUGGAUUGUGGAGAAAAAGGAGAAGCUAGACUAA